AUGCGAAUACUGGAGCAGAGAUUUAUUAUUGCACGCGGAGGAAAGGAAGGACUCGGACGCAGGACCGUUUCAAUUUUGUUCUGGAAGAAGGUUGGAAACGAGAAGAAGACGAAAACACGAAAGAAUUCGCUUGGGAAAUUGCCGCAAAGAGAGCAGAGCAUGACGGUGCUCGAUCACGAGCACCAAGGAGAUCUGGUGACCUACUCCAGUGCCAUUUCAGACCGAUUUAUUGUUGGAGAUAAAGUUAUAGCCAGAGGAAAAUUUGGCGUGGUCAAGCGGCUGGAAGACAGAUCGACAGGAAAAGUCUUCGCUGGAAAGUUUGUCAAGCGCGGCGAUGUCGAGCGCGAAGCCAGACUGCACAGCGAAGUGGGAGUACAUCCCUACAUCAUCGGAAUGGAAGCCUUCUACAGACACCGCUCAGAAAUGGUGAUUGUGAUGGAACUCGCGACGAGGGGGGACAUUUUUGAAUACUGCGUCGGCAAAUGCCCGUUCACGGAAGACGAAGCAAAAGAAGCGACUAGACAGGUUACGUCCGCACUAGAAAGGGUUUGCGCGAUAAGUUAA
Oikopleura dioica is the source of this 564-nucleotide messenger RNA. Lineage: Eukaryota; Metazoa; Chordata; Appendicularia; Copelata; Oikopleuridae. The record is from the annotation of a GenBank genome assembly.